CCCAAGUAUUAUUUGGAGAAAAGCCGAUAAUUGAAUAUCGUCCUCCCUUCUUGAAUGGAUUAGAACUUGAUGCCUUCUUUCAAAAAUAUCAAAUUGCAUUAGAAGUGCGAGGGAAUCAACAUCGGCUUCAUCACACCAGCUGGUAUAAAGAUGUCAAGAAACUCAAGGAUAUUGUUGAUCGUGAUCGGAAGAAAAGAUACAUGUGCCAAGAUAACGGAGUUUUUCUUCUUGAGGUAUGGUAUGAUGAAGCUUCUAAAAUUUUUGAUCUAUAA
Molecule: messenger RNA, 272 nt
Organism: Acaulospora morrowiae
Lineage: Eukaryota; Fungi; Glomeromycota; Glomeromycetes; Diversisporales; Acaulosporaceae
Source: the annotation of a GenBank genome assembly